UAUUAAGAAAACAGGUUACUCUGUAGCGGAUCAUUGUGAUUGAGGCGGUAGAAGAGGAAACUCGUAAGCGAGCGAGAGAGAGCGUCCAGAGAGAGAGAGAGAGGGAGAGUGAAGGGGGCAGAGAGACUUGAGAGGGGAGCGAGAAAGACUUGCCUGGAGAGAAGAUGCAAGUUUUCAGUGUGCUACCCGCCCUCUGUCUCUUAGCUCUGGCUGUGGGCUCGGAGUGUGACGGGCAGAUGGCAAGCCGGCUCCGGCGGUCCAAACGUGCCCUCCUCCUGGCCCGGGAUCACCGGCAUGGCCCUGGGGCGGACUCCCCGGGAUCGUGUGGCACGAGGCUGCCCCGUGGCAAGCGGGCAGUGCCCCUAGCACCUUCAGACCACCCUCCCCGGCUACAGCAGCAGCAACAGCCGGCGCCGCACCACCAGUACCAGUACCAGCAGCACAGUCAGGCCAGGCUGCUGUAUUUCACCGGGAAGGGAAACCAGCUGCGCCUCCGAACCAGCACCGAGCUCCCCAGGCGGAGGUUCACUGUGGAAGUAAGGGUCAGACCUGAAGGGGGGCAGCGAUCUCCAGCUGUCAUCGUGGGGCUUUACGACAAAUGUUUUUCAUCCCGGGACAGAGGAUGGUCUCUUGGGAUUCAGUCCGUGAGUGACUUGGGUAACAGGGAUCCACGAUUCUUCUUCUCCCUAAAAACAGAUAGAGCUCGCAAAAUGACCACCAUCACAGCCCAUCAGAAAUACCACGCUAACCAAUGGGUACAUUUGGCAGUAACAUAUGAUGGACAUAAAAUGAAAUUGUACGUCAAUGGAGCGCAAGUGGCCGUGAGCAAUGAACAAGUAGGUGAUAUCUUCAGCUCAUUAAGCAGAAAGUGCAAAGUAUUAAUGCUUGGUGGAAACUUCCAGAAUCAGAACUACCGUGGUUACAUGGCUGACUUCAGUUUGUGGAGUGAAGGAAGAAAUCAGGGGAAAAUAAGUGAAGACAUGAAACACCAUGCUAAGAAAAACAGUGAGUUAGUCUUACAUGACAGCUUUCAGGAUGUGGAAAUUCACUGGCUAACUGUGAAGGACAGUAAAUAUCCUCAUGUGGAACUAAAACAUCACAAUGGCUGGUUUUCAAAUACUAAUCUGCAGCCACCUCCUUGUGGCCAAACUGUCUGCGAUAAUGUCGAAGUCAUAACAAGCUACAAUAAACUCUUCAAUUUUCGCAAGCUAAAGACUGUCCGCUACAGGGUUGUCAAUGUCUACGAUGACAAUCAUCAGAAACCUACUGUUACAAAAGAACAAAUAGAACUUCAGCACCGACAUUUAAACAACGCCUUUCGUACGUAUAACAUCACCUGGGAUCUUACAGUUUUGGAUGUCAAGAAUUCCUCUCUGAGAAAUCGCCUUAUUUUGGCCAACUGUGAUAUAAGUAAAAUUGGGAAUGGGGAUUGUAACUUGGAAUGUGACCACACACUAACAGGAAAUGAUGGUGGAGAUUGCAAACCAUUGCGACGUCUAGCUUUGUUAAAGAAGAAAGGAGAUGGGGUGUGUGAUAUGGAAUGCAAUGAUGAACUGUACAAAUUUGAUGAUGGUGAUUGCUGCAAUCCAAAUGUGACUGAUGUAACAAAGACAUGUUUUGACCCGAAAUCACCCUACAGGGCAUAUUUGGAUGUGAAUGAUCUGAAGAACAUUCUGAAACUAGAUGGUGCAACACAUCUCAAUAUAUUCUUUGCCAAUUCAUCUGAUGAAGAGCUGGCUGGAGUUGCCACAUGGCCAUGGGACAAAGAAGCCCUAACACAUCUAGGUGGCAUCGUGCUGAACCCCUCAUUCUAUGGAAUGGCAGGUCACACUCACACUAUGAUCCAUGAGAUCGGGCACAGUCUUGGGCUCUACCAUGUGUUCAAAGGGAUUUCUGAAAUUGAAUCUUGCACUGACGUAUGUAUGGAGACUGAAGCUUCAUUGGAGACUGGCGACUUGUGCGCUGAUACUAAUCCAACACCAAAAAAUAAGCAGUGCAAAGAUCCCGAUCCUGGAAAUGACACAUGCGGUUUUGGCCAUUUUGUCAACACCCCUUUCUUUAACUACAUGAGCUAUGCAGAUGAUGACUGCACAGAUUCCUUUAGCCCCAAUCAAGUAGCCAGGAUGCACUGUUACUUGGAUCUGAUAUAUCAGAGCUGGCAGCCACCCACAAAACCUCCACCUAUUCCUGUUGCUCCAGAGAUAAUACAUCAGACUGCAAGAUCGGUGAUACUCCACUGGCUUCAUCCAAUCAAUGGGCAGUUUUACGAGAGAGAAGUGGGAUCAAUAUGUGAUGCGUGCACUGAGCAUGGAGCAUUGGUCCAGUAUGCUUACAAUGCUUCUUCCCCUAGACCAUGCGAUCCAUCUGGCCACUGGAGCCCCAGAGAAGCAGAAGGGCCUCCUGAUGUAGAACAACCUUGUGAAAACAGUGUCAGAACGUGGAGCCCAGAUGCUGGUGUUGAUGAGAAGACAGUUCCCCCGGUAUGCCCGGAGCCUCAGGGUUGCUACUUGGAAUUGGAAUUCCGCCAUGUCUUAAUCCCCGAUUCCCUGACCGUUUGGGUCACGUUCACUGAAUGGACUGCUCACGGAGCCAUUCACGACAUCAAAUUACUGACUGUGAGCGGGAAAGAAAUCUCGCUCGGACCGCAAAAUGUCUUCUGCGACGUCCCCAUUACGGUCAAGCUCACCGUGUCGGAGGAGGUCUAUGGAAUCCAAAUCUUCACACUCGACGAGCAUUUGGAAAUUGAUGCUGCCAUGCUGACCUCCGCACCUCAAAACACUCUCUGCAAAGAAUGUACACCGAUCCAAUACAAAAUCAUACGGAACCCACCAUUUAUAGAGGGACCAGUAUUCGUGGUGAAAGAUCUGAGCAGAAGGUUCGAAGACACGGAUGUAAAACCUGGAACUUUGUACACGUAUCAAGUGGCAGUUGUCACGAGCUCUGAUGAAAGUGAACCUUCCCCAGAACUGAAACAUGUACAUGGAGCUGCUUACUGUGGAGAUGGAUUGAUCCAGAAGAGCCUGGGAGAAGAAUGUGAUGAUAGUAACAAAAUAAAUGGCGAUGGUUGCUCCAGUUUAUGUCGCCAGGAACCAUCUUUCAACUGCAUAGAUGAACCAAGUCGAUGUUAUUUUCAUGAUGGUGAUGGUGUUUGCGAAGACUUUGAGAAAAUGACAAGCGUACGGGACUGUGGUCUCUACACGCCCAACGGUUUUAUGGAUCAGUGGGCCAGUAACGUCACUGUUUCACACCAUGAUGAUCAGUCCUGUCCUGGAUGGGUGAUAAUUGGUCACCCUGCUGCAACAAAGAUGUGCAAGACCAGGGUCAUCGACUUAUCUGAAGGAGUGGCUCAGUAUGCCUGGUUCCCAUGUGUAGAAGCAUUUCACAGCAUCCCAUACUUCAGAGCAAAAUACUGGCUAAAGGUCUACUUUACGGAACCAAUGGUUGCUGCCGCUGUCAUUGUCCACCUGGCUGCUGAUGGAAGUAGCCUCAUGGAUCAAAGACAAGAUUCAAUCUCAGUUCAGUUGGUUGACACGAAAGAUCAGAAUCAUGACCUGGGAAUGCAUCUUUUGAACUGCAGGAACAACCCCCUCGUUAUCCCUGUCAUUCACGACCUCAGUCAGCCAUUCUACCGGACCUCAGCCAUUCUAAUUACUUUCCAUUCACUGUACGUUGCCAUCUCUGGGGUGGCCUUGCGUUCCUUCCACAACUUUGACCCCAUUACAAUUAGCAGCUGCCAAAGCAGUGAGAUGUACAGCCCAGCGGAGCAGAGUUGUGUCCACUAUUCUUGUGAAGCUACCGACUGUCAGGAACUCAACCUCAAAAAUGCAGUGGUGAACUGCACUGGAACUGGACGUUACAAUGGGGACCAAUGCACUGUGUUCUGCCAGCGAGGUUAUGUGCUUCACCUGCGAAGAGACGAAGACACCUCCAAGCGUCAGUCUGAAUCAAUGAUGACAGUCACUUGCACGGAUGGGAAAUGGAGCCAACAAGUGCUAUGUGAGCCUGUGGACUGUGGGAUCCCUGAUCAGUAUCAUGUCUAUCCUGCCACCUUCUCAUGCCCUGAAGGCACCACAUAUGGCAAGCAGUGCACCUUCCAGUGUCGACCCCCUGCCCAGCUACGAGGGACCAACAACACGCUAAUCUGCCUUGAUGAUGGACUGUGGUCAUUCCCCGAAUCCCUUUGUGAACUGAUGUGUCUUGCUCCUCCUCCUGUGCCUAAUGCUAAACUUCAAAGUUCACAUUGUCAGCAUGAUGGGCACAAGGUUGGUUCAUCAUGUAAAUACAAAUGCAAACCAGGAUACCACAUCCCCAGCACCUCAAGAAAGAUAAGGAAGAGAAAUUUUAAGACCAGGUGCACUGAGGAUGGAAGUUGGCAGGAGGCAGUGUGCGUCCCUGUUAUGUGUGAGGCAGUCCCAGCAAAAUUUCACGGGGUUUACCAGUGUACAAAUGGCUUCCAGUUCAACAGUGCUUGCUGGAUAAACUGCAGUGAUGCCAACAAUGAGAGCGAACCUGUCGAUAACUUGAUUCGCUGUAGGAAGGAUGGAACAUGGAAUGGCUCACUUCAGAUGUGCAGCUCAAUGAAGGGAGACUGCCCACAACCUCAUCGCAUCAACAGUCAAAUUAGACUUAACUGCAAGGACGGCUAUGGCAUAGGUGCGGAAUGUACACCUUCCUGUUUGUCACAUCAAAAUGAUGCAGUUAUUUUACCAAGCAACAUGACCUCUGAAGAUGUAAAAUACUGGAUGAGUCCUCCAAAGGCAAAGAAUAUUGUUUGUACAGCAGGACUAAACUGGUACCCACACCCUGAAAUGAUUCACUGCAUUAAAUCAUGUGAGCAGCCUUUCGUGGGGGACAACUAUUGCGACGGAAAUAACAACAGAGCCUACUGCAGUUAUGAUGGCGGUGACUGCUGUGCUUCAACUGUCAUUACUAAAAAGGUCAUACCCUUUCCGAUGUCUUGUGAACUUCAUGGAGAUUGUGCUUGUCGAGACCCCACAGCUCAGGAGCACGGCAAAGUGAGACAACAACGCUUCUAUCACAGCCACCGUUAACCAGGAGGAACCAGGAGCGGAACACAGCUGAGGGCAGACUAGAAGAGCCACACACUCCUUGCUGCUUAUGAGAGAAAACCUCUCUGACCAGAUAACUAACACACACACACACACACACACACACACACACACACACACACAACUCUAACAGUCUGCCUUCUGUCUGAAGACUGGAGUGAGAGAGAAAAAAAACAAUAAAGACACAAACGACACAUUGAAUGAACAAGCACCCUCCCAACUCCGAAAAAAAAACAGCAUGUUUCAGACUUGCUUGUGUGGUCUUUUCUGGCUGCACAUCCCAACCCUAAAACAAAUGAUGUCUAUUUGAUUUUUUUCAAAAAAAAACACAGUUCGAAAUACAAUUCCCUCCAACUCCAAACUUGACAAACAUUAGACAAAAUAAAACAAAAGAAAGUGAACAAUCCACAUAUAGCAGGAAAAAAAAAGCAAUUGCGCAUGGAAGGAUUAAAACAAAUAAAUAGAAGGAAAAAAAAUUAAUGCAAAUGUUCUGAAAAGAAACAGCCGUUAUCAUGGCUGCCGCUGCUGUUACUGGACAACUGACCUACUUACAAUGUAAGAACAGGUAUCACCAAACCCAAACUGCGGUCUGUCUGCCUUAAGCAAAACUUCAGCCUCCUUUUAAAACCCUUUGAUUUCAUCUCUUGUGAUUUUCAUUGAAAACCGUGCCAGCCAAAAGGAUCUGCCACAUGUCAGGGAAGAUAAACCUGCGCAUAGUCAUUCCAAAGACCCUCUUCAGUGAAUAUGGUCUCAAAUGAGCAGAGUUUCAAACCAGUGAAAGGCAAAUGUAGGCGUGGCAAGGUCAAUUUUAUGCACAGAAAGCAACUGCCAUGCCAAAUGCACUUCAGGGCAAGGGUAGGAGAUGGGAGGGGAGAGCAUGGAAGUAAUGAAAACAGUUUUAGCAUCCUUGGUAAUGUGGUGUACUCCAUAAACUGGUUGCAGAAGCAAGCUAAGCACAAAGCCAGAUUCACCAAAGUUGGCAACUAAGAAACACAAUGACUGGAUGUAGGACUUUGCCAGCCUAGCAGGUGUACACAGAGUUUCCACGAAAAUGCAUGAGAUCUGAGCUUUAGGAACUCACAUACAAAUACUUACAACAGUCAAUGUUAAAACAACUGUUUAAAAAAGAUAAGCACUGGACGCUGCUAUUGUUUUGACGUAAUUGUAGGAACAGGCAUGGCCUUCUUCAUCGGUAUUGAUCUUGUGAUGAGUGAGAGUAUGCCUGUGUGCAUGCUUUUCAUCAGAUUUAUAUUAAACUUAACAGUGACUCUAUGUUCGAAAUAUGGGAGUGGAGUUGUAAAAGCGUGCAGCUUUUGUGCAUCAUCCAUUUCAAUAAAACCAAGGAGAGGGACAAACAGAUGAAACAAUAGUCAGUUCGUAAAAAGUGUCACAUGUUGGCAAUAAUCAUAAUAGUGUCCUAUGUUCACCAUGUCCAAUUACCGAGCACACUUUGCAAAGUGAUUAUAUCAACAAUUGAUACAUGAUACACACAGGUUGAAGGAAAGAGGCAAAUUGUCAGCAUAGAACACAACAACAACCAAGUGGUUGCACCAUCUUCAAUAAGGAAUCGAGGCAGAUCAAAACUAGAUUUGUGAGGGAGAACCCAGGAGGAGAAUAGAUUUGUGAUUUAAGGUGAUUAUUGCUUAGUGUUAGGCGUAAUUACUGUUAUAAUACUCAGUUCAGUUGGUGACACCAUUAAUUUACCGACAGUGCUAAAUUCUUUGCCACUAGCUUACAAAAUUGCUCAAAAGUGUAAAACAUCUCUGAAACAUGCUUCUAACAUACAAAAUCAGCUGUUCUCCUCCGUCAGGAGAUGUGACUUGCCUUUUCCGCUCCCUCAGCAUUUAAUAUUCCUAAAUUGUGUUUAUGUUUUUCCACAUUAUUAGAUGCAUAUAUCAGAGUUGUAGAAGUUAGGUUGGAUAUAACCCUUGUCAAAACGAUCUGACUCUAUAUUUGAUUAUGAAAGGAAUUGAAGUCUAUCGGUAUAAACAAAGACAGAUUCUCUUGUGCAUAAUGGAAUACAAAGUAAAUUUACUGUUUAUACACAUUUAGCAAGCAUUAUAUCAAAUGUUACAAUGUUGUGGUUUAUCUGCAGUCACAGCUCCCCUUCAGGCCUUAGGUUCAGCGAUUUUUUUAAAAUCAAGAAUGUACUGAUCUGUUGCUAUCAUGACUGACAUUCUAUACAUUUGGUUUAUUUGAGUUUUGGAGAAGUUGCAUACUUUUUCCUGUUGGGAAGUCUUGUAAAGUUAUUUGGCUGCCUGUAGGAAGUGAUUAAGGACAGUCAGAUUGUAAUCAUUCUGCCAGAAUUAAGGACAACCAUAAGAAGACUGUUUUUUCCAACAUUUCAUUUUCUCUUAUACUGCUAUGCAUUUGGGUCUCUUUAACCAGCUACAGUACCGUCAUAGCUGGAUAGGAUUUUUUUUUAUGACUGCAGAAAGCAUUGAUGAGAAAUUCAUUUGCCCAUUUACUUACAGAAAUAAAAGAGCCACAACUCACCUGAAUAUUUAAAUAUCAAGCAAACUCAAGCCUUUAUAGCCUUUUGGGAUGAAUAGGUUUCAAUGCUAUGUUAUAAAUUAACUCCAGAAAUCGGAAGCCUUUGGUUUUGAAGUCAAAAGGUCUAAGUAAUACUGGCAGACAGCCUUUUGACAUUAUACAUAGAGGAAUGUUGGCAGCCAAUAUACUCAUGCCAAUUUCAUCCACUAUUGGUUUCCAAAUAAAAAUGAACCCUACCUAAAGAGCACUAUACAACAAUCCAUAUGGUACUCAUAAUUUCCUUGCAAUAAUGUAAAAAUUGUAGACUUAAUUCAUUAGCAAAUAACCUAACAGAUAGAAUAUAUAGAGCAAAACACCUCCAAUUUGACUCAAAUAAAACUAAGGACUUGAGAUUACAAUGUGAAUAUUAGUAUAAAAAUACUUAAAGCAGGCAUACAAAAUUAUUUUAACAUCUUUAAGUUGGUUCGAACCUUGUUUAAAACAGUGAACAGAAAUUUUGCACAGAUGUGUUCAGCUAAUAUUCACACAAGGUUAAUUUCAAGACCUGACUCAUUAAAGGUGAUAGUAUAAAUGUAAAUUGAGGAAUGUGUACAUCAUUAAAUUCUUGCAGGAAAGCGCCUCGGGAGAAUGAUGCACUUCUUGAUUUUCUUCUGAACGUGUGCUUGCCUGUAAGAUUACUGACAUUGGCUUUAUUUUACAGAAAGAGCUUUGCGCAAAUUCUGUAAAAAAAACUGUGCACACACCCCGCAUCACUAACCCAUGUUUUUACAUUUUUGCUGGUUUGCAUCUAAAUUCUCCUAAAAACAGUAUUUACCUAUAAAAUCCGAUGGGAAGAACCUCAGCAAGUGGUUCAUACUUUUGGCUGGUUGAAGUAUGUUUAUAUUAAAAAAAGGUGGAACAUGCCAAUUUCAAAGGAACUUUAAAAGAGGCCAAGCUACCUCCCUUCUCUCUUCCAAUUCACCUGGUUGUAACUGUCGGUUCUUAUAGGGUUUACCUGUGUUCUACAAGUGAUUUCAUGCUGCAAACCCCUGACAGACAAGGUUAUGCAAACUGCAUGGACCGAGAUUGAUAAGAAAAGCUACCACAAUGUUAGUGCUUAGGCAAAAUAAAAAUCUAUAGUUUUCUGUAGGAUUUCGGUGUACAGUUGCAUUGUAAUGUCUUGUUGAUUUUUGUGCAUAGUAUUAGCUCCAGAUAGAGAAAAAGAAGAAAAAAAAGGUUUUGGCAUUCAAUUGUUUAAGUGUUUAAAUGUGUUUACUUGUACCUCUGUUAUAAACUUUUACUUAAUUAUAUUUAAUCAGUAUUUUAUACUGUGCUCAGUAACUGCAUUUGAAUUUUCUGUACAGUCAUAUACAAAAGUCUACAUCGGUGUUUUUUUUUGAAAAGCUGCUAAGGUCAGACAGGUAUUUUUUUUGUUUAUGAUUCAAUUUUUAAAGAAGAAUAUUGCUUUGCAUACAUAAUAACUCAUGCUUUUUUUAAAAAAAAGAAAAAAAAGGUGAUUAGUUUAGCCAUAAUAGCAGCCAUUAAAAAGGGACAAUCAGAUGUAGGAAUCAAAUUUGGAAGAAGUUGCUGAGUUUGGCAUAAAAAUAAUUAAAUCUUACACCUGCAUUCAAGCAUUUUAUAUGACAGUGAGGCUUGUUGGGAAGACCCUUGGCUUUCGCUAAUUAAUCACAAUUAUUUUGUUUUGUAUAAUCUACAAAAUGUGUAUUAUGAUAGUUAACCAACAUUUGCUUUUUUGUGUUGUUACUUAACAGCAUACCGAAAUAUUGCUGCUUUUAACGUUGAAAUAUUUCAGUCAUGGGAGGCAGAUAAAUUCCGUUUAAAUACAGAAUACCUGUCAUUUUUUAAAAGUCCCAAGUCACAUCUAUUGAUGGGAAGCUGGCUAUUUUUCUUUUAAGUGAACUGGCCACAGUAAUAUAUUGUAGAGCAGUUUCCCUCAUAGUUAAAUGGGGUGAACUCAUUUGCAAAGUUUCCACAUUAUCUGUUCAGACAUUUCAAUCUUCCAGAAGAGUGCAUGAAGUCCUGGUAUCUGAUCGAACAUUUACCUGUCUGCAUAUUGCAAGUCAAGCUGUGAUUUCUUUGAAAGGGGAUUUUUUUUCAUAUGGUAACUGCCAUUGUGAACAAACCUGGUAUUUAUUAUUCAUGCUAGUUAUCUGUUGGGCACCUUAUGGAAGCCAUGAAAACAAUAAUCAAAUGAAGUGCUGAAAAAAUGUUAUAAAUGUAACAGUCUACUGUAAUAUCAUAUCCUUUGCUGUACCUCAUGCCUGUAAACUAGCUGCUUUUAAUUUAGUUUAAUUUAAAUUUCCUAGCAAUAUAUAAAGAUGUAAAUAGUAGAGUUAUUUAUUAAGAAUGUCAUCCGUUUUUAAUUUAUAUUUACACUUUAUCAUCUAAGUUAUUUUUACAACUUUACAAUUCAGUUGUUACAGCCAUUUUAUUACCUUAAUGGUGUGAUAGGAUAUCAAACCUACAUGAUAUGGACACUGUGCUCAUGUAGAUGUCUAAUUUUGAAGUACAGAACAUCUAACCACAUGCAGGUAUCAAAUGUAGCACAACAAAUGUGUCUGUGAAAUGAAUACCCUUGCCAUUGUUGUGACUUCUUUUUGCAUUGGAGCCUCCAUUCCUCUAGAAACGUUUCCAGACUAAUGCCCUCAAAAGGAAAAAAGCUCGUAAACACAAUUUCACUGCUUAAAAAUUAUGAACUGAUGUUCAGUGGGUAUAGCAAAAAUGAAAAUCCAAUCAAAAUGCAUGUCUUAAAUAUUGAUUCUGAGUGGGAAAUAUUUGAUUGUUGUUGAGUUUCCAUGCUAACUAUCCACAUGGCAGGACUAUACACAAACCAAAGCUCAUAUUUAUUGUUGAUAUAACAAAACUUCCAUAAUUGUGCAGGAAUCCCAUCUGAAAUCAAUGUUAUGUCAGACCCAGAAGUUUGCAUAUUUGUUGAAACAAAUUGUAGCAUUUGAGGUGGCCUGAUUGGAACAUCCUUUCAGUAAUGUCUGGCUGGACACACCAUUGAGUCCCCAGAUGAAAAAGAAAAUGCCUCUUACUUCAGACUUGAUUAAACAUUUUUAUGAACUAUCAAAAUACUAUAGAAAAUAAAAACUCCUCUUGCAGAAAAUAUAUUCAAAUACAACAGCAUUUUGAAAACAUUUUACGUUCCUUAGUAUCAAUUGUAGAUAAUGUCAUGACUCAUGAAAAGCUGACCAUCUAUUUAAGUCAACUGCAUUUUACAACAUUUCUUUAUAUCCUGUAUCCCGCACAGCAAUGGCAAAGUGUAUCAAAAGAUCCUUGUUGUGAAUGUUUUGAAAGAAAUGCUAAUUCUGUUUAUCUGUUGUAUGCAGUCACUGUUCCUGACAAACAAACUUUAGCUGCUUUACCCCAGCAUCAAUUCAGAUGCAACAAACCGUUGUCAGGACAAGUGAGCAGAAGCUGACAUUGAAACUCAAGGAGCUGCUCUUGUACAACAGGUGAUUAGAGCAAGUGUGAGCAGCUUUACAAUGGAUCAAAGAUGACCAUUGGUGCUGUACUUCAAUACCAUUAUGGUGUGCAGAAAGCACUGGUAAAUUAGUGGAAUCAACUCCACUAACACAUACUCACAAUGCACUGUGUUGGGCACUUACCACAGACAUUUUAUGUUUUUUUUCCGCUGCAUAUAUUAUGUUGGUGCUCUGACUUUACACAACAAACAUCUGUCUGGUGUACUGUAUAUUUGUUCCUCUGGAAAUAAUUAUUUCUUAUGGAUAAAUAAUGUCUCCUCCCUGUUAUGUAUUGGUUAGAAAUAAACACUGGCUAA
Molecule: messenger RNA, 11346 nt
Organism: Stegostoma tigrinum
Lineage: Eukaryota; Metazoa; Chordata; Chondrichthyes; Orectolobiformes; Stegostomatidae
Product: pappalysin-1-like
Exons: 22
Coding region: 165-5051 (1628 amino acids)
Molecular function (GO): protein binding; metallopeptidase activity
Source: RefSeq, a predicted model, not a curated record